Molecule: messenger RNA, 3367 nt
Organism: Hemibagrus wyckioides
Lineage: Eukaryota; Metazoa; Chordata; Actinopteri; Siluriformes; Bagridae
Gene: adam8a
Product: ADAM metallopeptidase domain 8a
Exons: 24
Coding region: 111-2588 (825 amino acids)
Biological process (GO): inflammatory response; positive regulation of cellular extravasation; regulation of cell-cell adhesion
Molecular function (GO): cell adhesion molecule binding; metalloendopeptidase activity
Source: RefSeq, a predicted model, not a curated record
AUUCUCAGCAUACUCUCACUCGGAGGUGGGGCGUUGGUCAAACUUAGAAGAAAAGUCCAAGAAGUGCGACGUUUCUUCAUUUAACAGCCAAGAAGCACAACAGGACAAACAUGCGCUGUACUGGAUUAUUUUUAUUACUCUGUUCGUACGUUUCAGUUUGGGAGAUUUGUGGAACUGCGCAUGCUCGUCUCCCCCAUGUGUCGCGGUACGAGGUGGUCCGACUGCGGACAGGACGAGUGAAAAGGAGCGCCUUUCAUCAAGAGAAAUAUCCUCCUGCAGUUGAAUAUGCCUUGGAUAUUGAUGGGAAAACCUUCAUGAUAUCUCUGGAAAAGAAUAGGGAGUUGUUAGCGAAGAAUUAUUCUCUGACUUACUACACAGAAGAUGGAAGAGAACAGACUACAUAUCCAUCUAAUGUGGACCACUGCUACUAUCAGGGACAGAUUAGAAAUAUAAAAGACUCCUCGGUCAGUGUUGGCAUGUGCUCAGGAAUGCGAGGGUUUUUAAGAGCAGAAAAUCACGUCUAUCUGAUUGAGCCCCUGGAGGAUUCUGUGAAAGGGGAUCAUGCAGUUUACAAACAAGAGCACUUGAGGACUAAGAGGGCAACUCAUGAAUACAUCAACGAUACUGUCUAUAACUACGACGUCAUGCCGAGACUUGCUGGGCUGUAUAAAAGUAGAAACAUGAAAAUCGCAGUGCCAAAAGGAGGGCGAUACAUUGAGAUGGUUCUAGUGGUUGAUCAUGCAGAGUACAACAAAUACGGAAGCGUGAAGAACAUAGAGACGAGAAUGCUAGAAGUUGUUAAUCAUGUGAACAAGCUCUAUCGUCCUCUGAACAUCCGCGUUGUAUUGGUGGGAUUAGAGGUCUGGAGUAAUCAAGAUAAGUUUGAUGUUAGCACUGAGCCUGAUAAAACUCUGGACCGUUUUAUAAAGUGGCGUCAGACAGAACUUCUGCCAAGAAAGAAGCAUGACAACGCACAAUUUGUUACUGGAGUGGAUUUUUUUGGAUCGACUGUUGGCUUGGCUCCCCUGAAGGCUAUGUGCUCUCCAUCAUCUGGUGCCGUGAACGAGGACCAUAGUAAAAGUGCUCUUGGGAUUGCCUCCACUAUCGCACAUGAAAUGGGACAUAAUUUGGGCAUGUCACAUGAUAGAGCAAAUUGUGAUUGUCCAAACACACGAUCUGGCCAGGGCUGUGUGAUGGGAGAGAGCAUUGGAUAUGUGCUUCCUGAACGCUUCAGUAGUUGUAGCAAAAUGGAUUUAGAGAUAUUUUUAGGGAACCAUGAUGUCCACUGCCUGCUAAAUGUUCCAAAUGAGCAUGAUGUGUUUGGGGGUCCAGUAUGUGGUAAUGCCAUUGUGGAAACAGGCGAGGAAUGUGACUGUGGAAUCUUGGAGGAAUGUGAGAACCCAUGCUGUAAUGCCACUACCUGCCGAAUGACAGAAGGCUCUGAGUGUGCAAAUGGGGAGUGCUGUGACCAGUGCAAGCUGAAGCAAGCAGGAAGUCUGUGUAGACCCAUUGCUCAUGACUGUGAUCUGGAGGAAUAUUGUACUGGGAAAUUAGCACACUGUCCCAAAGAUGACUACAAGAUGAAUGGGCUUCCAUGUAACUACAAUCAAGGCUACUGCUAUAAUGGCCAGUGUCCAACACACCUGGAGCACUGCAAGACGCUGUGGGGGCCAGAUGCUGAUGUUGCUGAUGAUGUAUGCUUCAACAACAACUGUCAAUGGUCCAGACAUGGAUGUUCCCAAAACAUGAAAUGUGGGAAAAUGUACUGCUCUGGAGGAAAUGAAUUUCCGAUAACCCAAAGGAAAAGUUUUAUAAUUAUUAGCGGGAGAACGUGCAAUGUGGCUGUGGAUUCAUCUGGCACAGAGGACUUGGUGCCAACAGGUACCAAAUGUGGGACAAACAAGGUGUGUUACAACAGCCUUUGCCAGGAGAUAACUGUCUAUGGAACUGCUAACUGCUCUGCAAAGUGCAAUAAUCAUGGAGUGUGUAACCAUGAGAGGCAGUGCCACUGUGAUCCAGGCUGGGCUCCACCCUAUUGUGAUACCAAGCUUUAUGACAUUUCAAGUGGGCAAGGUGUGGUCAUUGGUGUGGUUACUAUCAUAGGCAUCCUGCUGCUGAUUACUGUCAUUUUUGGAGGCUGGAUGUAUUAUAAGAAAAAAAUGAUAUUCAGACAGAAAAGCUCCAUUACGGAUAUGAAUGGCUACUCCGGUCAGUGCAACCCAGCAUUUCAGCCAGUCAGUGCAAAGAACAGCCCCAAAUGUGGACCCCCUCGUAUCAGCCAGCCCACCUUUCUAGAAUCAUCAGCAACACAGACCUGCACGCCUCUGUUUUCACCUAGCAGAGCUCCACCACAGCUUCCAAAGGUAGCAGAACAACCCAGAAGAGGACAGGAAAAACCAUUGCCUCCCGGAUCAAUACCACUUGCUCCAUCAAAACCUUUACCUCCACUGGUUACUAAACCUGUGAACAAACCAAAACCCCCUCCAGUGCCGCCUGUGAAACCAUCAGGUACAAACCCCACAUGGAAGCCCCCUCAGGCAGCUGCAGUACCAAAAGUGCCUCUCAAACCUCCUACAAAGUUCAGAUGAUGGGAAGCAGAGUGACUUUCUCUGAAUCACUGAGAGCUUCAGGAGAAGCUUUAUGAGCAAUCUUAAUGCCUCUACAAGGGAUACAGCUGUGAAGAUUAUUCAGACUUCUAUGUGCACUUUGGCAGGGAGAAACAGGAUGGGCUUUAAAAUGGUGGGAAAAUGCCCCACAAAGAACUGAAUGCUUUAAGCCUUUGGGGAUGUACUCCCUUUUUGUCUGAUGUCCUACUUGUUGUAGUUGCUUGAAGAAUGUUCUGUUGAAGUUACAUAUCUUAAUGUACUUGACUUUUAAAUUUUUUUUAAUUAUUAGAAUUGACUGUUUAUAUGCAAAAAAGAUUGUCACACUGUAAUUUUAAAUGAUUUGUCAUUUCAGUAACAACAUUGUGCUGUUUUAGAUGUUUUCUUUUCUUCAGUCAUGUUUGCAUUACUACUAUUUUGGUAUGUUGUUCAUUUUCAGCUGUUAAUUGUUAAAUGUUAAGUAUUUUUAAUUCUCAGCUGGCCUGAGAGCCUGAAAACUUUUAAAUUAUAUUUAAUUCAUUGAAUGCUAUUAAUGGUUUAACAAACAAACAAACGAUUGAUUGUUUUCACAAGUAUUUAGUAAUCUAUGGCAAAUUUAGUUACAAUGGAGAAAAUGACAGCCCAUAAUUAUUAAAGUUAUUGUAUUUAUUAUUGAGUUGUUAUUAGCCUGUAUAGACUUGAAACUAAUGUGUUAUGUCAGUGGAAUUUUUCUUGAGCAUAAAAAUUUGACAAAAUAUUAUUUAAUGCAUUAAAUGCCUAAGGGA